AUGGCUGACCUACAGAGAGCUUUGAUUGGAACAUGGAAGGUUUUAACAUAUGAUAUGACCAUAUCUUCCGAGAAAGGCACUUCAACGAUUCAACCUGCAGGGAAGAACCCCCUCGGAUACGUCACAUUUACACAAGAUGGCUAUAUGUCUGUCCAUAUGACUUCAUCUGAGGCUAUUGUUCCGCAUAAAUCCGAUAUGUGGUAUCAAGCAACUGAUGAGGAAGUGGUCCGAGCAGCAAGGGCUAUGUUGACAUACUGUGGCCCAUUCAAGGUGACGGAGGAAGCGGGAGAGUACCUUAUAAGCACUGCAGUCGACGUCUCCUUAGAUCCAAACUGGAUUGGGGGAGACCAGGUGCGAAAAGUGGCGAUAGAAGAGCAAGACGGCCGCCCGUUGCUGAUCCUUCGACCAGUUCAGACUUUCACCUUCGAAAACGGUGAUACUGCGGAAGUUAUCGUGAGCUGGGAAAAGAUUUUGCCAAAGGAAAUCAAGUAA
Messenger RNA from Clonostachys rhizophaga, 492 nucleotides. NCBI's taxonomy places the organism in Eukaryota, Fungi, Ascomycota, Sordariomycetes, Hypocreales, Bionectriaceae. The record is from the annotation of a GenBank genome assembly.